This is a messenger RNA of Rhodofomes roseus, 1212 nucleotides long. RefSeq lists its product as uncharacterized. Gene Ontology annotation, molecular function: nucleic acid binding. The coding region runs from base 1 to 1212 and encodes 403 amino acids. The transcript has a single exon. The record is from RefSeq and is a predicted model, not a curated record. NCBI's taxonomy places the organism in Eukaryota, Fungi, Basidiomycota, Agaricomycetes, Polyporales, Fomitopsidaceae.
AUGAGCGUACUAGUUCGACCGGCCCCAACUGGAAAGACACCUCUUGUGUCACAGGGCGAGACAGCGGCCGCCUUGCGCGCCGUCCAGGACACCCCAAGGGACGUCCCAUUGCAUCUCGUCCUCUCCUCCAUGUCUCUGGCCAAGCAACUAGUUGCGAAGCUGCCAGUCUGGGAGGACCGUGGCUGGAUAGGAGUGGAAGGCGCCCCCCUCACGCGUGCCCUGGUGAACCAACUCCGGCAGAGGUGUGCUCCGACAACCUUGCGUAAGGUAGCGUGCCUAAAGGAGUUCGAGAUACGGAACGAGGCCUCGGAACUGGCAAAGACGCGCUUCCUCGCUGGACAGUUAGAGGAAGUCGCCCCCACGAUAGACAGAAAUUUCGACCUCUCCGGGGCGAAGCUGGCGUCCCUUACCCAGGCAAUAGCGUACAGGGGCAUCAUGUCCAUUCGCGACCCGCCAAAUCGCCCGAGGACGGUCGGACAGGUUGGAAGGACGCUGAACGCCCUUGGAGGCCCGGCGUCUCCGCCUCCGCCUGCCCAGCUCCUCUGGCGCAGCAUACGGGACAGAGACAUCCAUAGGCGGAUUGUAGACUUUCUCUGGAAAGGGCUGCAUGACGCACUUAAAAUUGGGGCAUUCUGGGCCCCCAUCCGAGGCUUUGAAGACCGAGCGGACUGCCAGACGUGCGGUGCGCGUGAGUCUCUAGGACACAUCUUAGCGGAGUGCCGAGUUCCGGGCCAGGACCUCGUAUGGUCCCUCACGGGCGCGCUCUGGAAGAAGAAGGCGGGGGCUUGGAAGAAACCGUCAGUGGAGGAAGUCCUCGCGGUGGGCCUGGGUUGCUAUCCCAAACCGAACAAUGCUAAAACAAAACACGCCCUGGCGCGACUAUGGCGAAUUGUGAUCUCCGAAUCGGCCUACCUCAUUUGGAAGCUACGAUGUGAACGUGUAAUCGAACAUUCAGAUGAACCUGGGUGGACUCACUCGAAGACGGAGAUCACGAGAAGGUGGUAUUCCUCUGUGAACAGGCGCCUACAGAUUGAUCUCAUAGCGACUCGUAAGAGUUUCGGGAGGCUAGCAAAAUCCAGGCUCCUCGUCCUGUCCACCUGGACGGGCACCAUCAGUGACGAGCUUGGCCUCGUGGAGGACUGGACAAAAUUACCAAGGUUUUUAGUGGGUAUUGACCCGGACUUCUGUCGCACGGCGAUAGACCCGGGAUAG